Messenger RNA from Poecilia latipinna (sailfin molly), 3398 nucleotides. It is a transcript of the gene tor1, whose product is annotated as torsin family 1. Gene Ontology annotation, biological process: protein localization to nucleus; nuclear membrane organization. The transcript is spliced from 5 exons. The record is from RefSeq and is a predicted model, not a curated record. Gene Ontology annotation, molecular function: ATP hydrolysis activity; kinesin binding; ATP binding. Bases 110 to 1123 code for a protein of 337 amino acids. NCBI's taxonomy places the organism in Eukaryota, Metazoa, Chordata, Actinopteri, Cyprinodontiformes, Poeciliidae. Gene Ontology annotation, cellular component: endoplasmic reticulum; nuclear envelope; endoplasmic reticulum lumen.
CCUUUGGACCCUGACGUCACUAAUUUAACAACAGCACUUCCCUUUCGAGACGCUUCGCCAUAACAACGUGUUCCUCUCGGUUUUAUCCCGGUUUGUCUUUGUAAAAGAAAUGCAGCCGAGAAAGCAACACGUUCUGCUCCUCUGGUUGCUUUUCUACUCCAGCAUGGCGGAGGCGCUGGAACCCAUUAGCACCACUAUCGCAGUAGGAAUGGCUGCGGCUCUCACUGGAAUUUUAGCGAGAUACCAGAACAUUUUCUACUACUUCCACGAGUGCUGCCGGCCCGAGUGGAUAUCAUUCAAUAUAACAAGGCUCAAGACGGACCUGGACAACAAGCUGUUCGGUCAGCACAUUGCGUCCCGCAUCAUCUUAAGAGCCGUGAACGGCUUCAUGAGCAACCCGAACCCGAAGAAGCCACUGGUGCUCUCUCUCCAUGGGUGGACCGGCACCGGGAAGAACUUUGUGAGCCAGCUCAUCGCCGAAAGCGUUUAUGCCGAAGGAAUGCACAGCCGCUUCGUCCACGUGUUCACAUCCACGCUUCACUUCCCGCACGCGGAGCACAUGGCCACCUACAAGUCUCAGUUGCAGCAGUGGGUCAGAGGCAAUGUGACCAACUGUGAGCGCUCCAUGUUCAUCUUUGAUGAGAUGGACAAGAUGCACCCAGGCUUGAUUGACAGCAUCAAGCCAUACCUGGACUAUUAUGACAAGCUGGACGGGGUUUCUUACCGGAAAUCCAUCUUUAUCUUCCUCAGCAACGCAGGAGGAGACGGCAUCAUCCAGACGGCUCUGGAGUUCUGGAAAGCGGGAAAAAAUCGAGAAGAGAUCGAGCUCAAAGACCUGGAAACGACACUCUCGCUGUCCGUGUUCAACAACAACAAAAGCGGCUUCUUUCGUACAAGUUUGAUCGACAAGAACCUGGUGGACUUCUUCGUUCCCUUCCUGCCUCUGGAGUACCAGCACGUGGUCCAGUGUGCCAUGGCUGAGAUGAAAGCCAGAAGCCUCGAACCGAACCCCGACGUGGCGGACCAGGUGGCCAGGGAUUUGGUCUACUUCCCCAAAUCUGAGCGAGUGUUCUCCGUUAAAGGCUGCAAGACGAUAGAGAGCAAACUGGACUUCUACACGUAGAUGUGUGCAUCUAAAGGACAUAAAGACGCGUCACUAAGUGCACUUUUUUUUUUAGAUAAAGAACUUUGCAGCCAAAAUGACUAGAGACAGGAAGCCAGUCUGGCUGAAGAGAAUUUAGUGAAGGUUUCUCUGUCUGACCUUGUGGCCGUCAAGCCAUCAGGAGGCCUUCUCACUUACACUCAGCGCCAGCCGGAUGAAAUAUUCAAGCGGUCAGAGCGAUUAGUCGCUUGCUAAAGAGCUUAAUCUCUGCUUUUAUGUCGCCAGUCUUGGACGGUUGUGUUUCCUUGGAAAAACUCUUAAGUAUUGAUGUCUUCCUGUCAGGGAAUCCCGGUUCCCUUUGGAGCCGUUCUCCGACGUGGUCUCGACGUGAACGGAUCGCCUUAAAUCUUUGUCUCACAGUUUUUCGUCAAAUUUUACACGUCAACAGCUGUUCAUUUACCUCAAUAAACGAGCAGUUGGUGGUGUAGGUGAGGUGAAAACAGGAAGUCUCCUUUUUUAAAACUUAAAUCUAGUGUCCUUUAUUCUGCACUGUUAAACCUCGCUGCACUGCAAAGAUUACACCAGUGAAAUGGAGUGUUGUAACGUGAUUUGUUUUUAAGAAACUCAGGAUUGUCGUCUCAUCAUCAAUUCUGUUCGUCUGAAUGGAAACAGUUUGGGUUGGCGUUUCCCCAAUCAAAGCGCUACAUUGCGUGUAAUAUACGGUGAUUUUCAAAUGUCAGGUUUUUGCUAUGAAAAGAAAACGAGACCAUGACAAAUCGCUUUAAAACAUUUCCACAUGUAAUGUUGGGGGUAAAUUUAUCGCUAUGAGAACAUAAUGGAGUGUAAUGAUAUUUUAGAAGCUAAGGGUUUUAGGGAAUUAACUUAGACAUUGACCUGAAGCCAUUUUGUAAUAAGUCCUUGCCAAGAUGGACAUUUAUUUCAUUUUUACAGCACUUGGACGGAUGAUAAUCUAUGAUUUUUGUUUUCAGGAAAUCAAAAGCAGAAAGACCUUAACACUUACAUUUUUUUUGGAAGACUUAACUUGACUUACACACAUUAUCACAUAUCGCAUGUUCUCCUAAUUUUGUACAACUCUAAUACAGAUCAGCUGAAAAAUAAAUAAAUAAGUUGGAAAGCACCAGCUUAGCUGCAGUAGCCUAGUUUUAUAAACUUCAAACUUUAUUAAUUUAAGCAUCUGAGCAUCUAUCAUCCAGCAUUUUGACUUGCAACAGUUCUCCAAGUCUAUUUCAUGAGGCGAUUUUCUAUUGAUGAUUGUUCUGAUCUUUAGCUUGGCCAUUACAAAAUAUCAUUGUAAUAUCAAAAUUAGCGGUGCACCGAUAAAUUGGCCGGCCAACAAAUCAGCCCUGACUCCCUUUGUUUUGGUUUGAUUGGCAAUCGGCCGAUACGUACAUAAAUCCACUGAUCUUAUCUAUCCCUGCAAAAGUCUGAAAAUUAGGUUUGUAGGUGCGGGGUUAUCAAUCGUCAUCCUAUAGCUGCCAACUUGGUGACUUUGUUGCUGUAUUUAGUCAUUUUUAAGACAAAAAUAAAAAAGCCAAAAUUGGAAUCAGCAGGUCAUUCAUUUAAAAAAUCGGUGAUCGGCCAAAAACUGCAAUCGGUGCACUCCUAAUUAAAAUAGCAAAGAUCAGCUUAGAAACAAUAUUUGCUCUGGGCGUUUUUGAUGUAUUUGACCAAUAGGAUGGACUCUGCUCUUAAUGUUUACACCUGAUCUAUUGUUUUAGUGGCUGAGCUGCUCAUGGAGGACGGUAAAAUAAAAUUUGGGGUAAUAAUUAAUAGUGCUGGAAUUUUCAGCAAGAGUAUCACAGUUAUACAUUUUCCUGCUGUUGUGCAAACCUAGUGUUUACUCAAGUAGACUGAAUGAUGAAAUUGAGUCUACCACAUUUUAGUUUGAGGUUCUUCAUAAUUAUUAAACUGCAUUUUUGCAAAAAAAAAGAAAAAAAAUCCUUUCCAACAGAUUUCUUUUGUCUUUAAUCAACUUGUACAGAAUAAAUGUUACAUUAAUGUUGGAAAAAGUUUAGAUAAUUUCUCAUUGUUUCAGUGCCAUACUAAGAGGGGCAUCUAUGCUUUUUUGGAGCUACUGUAUUUACUUUCUAAGCAGUGGGUGGAAGUAUAUCUCUGUUGGUUGUACAAGUGUUAAGAAGAAAGCAAACCUUUUCAGUGUGACUGCUUCUGUUUACCUCUGAAUGUGAAUGUGAAUUUCUGCUGUGCAUAGAAAGCUCCUUGGCUGUAAAUACCACCAAGCAUUCAGAUCACAGCUAAUAAUAAAACAUGUUUUUGA